AUGUUUUCAGGGUGGCUAGGUUUAAUUCAACCUCAGAAUUUUGAUGUUGAUUUUUGGCUGUAUACUAAGGGUAACAAAGAUUCGGCAGAAACUAUUUCCACAACCAAUUUAGGAAGUCGGUUUAUCAGUGGUGCUAAAACUAUCUUCGUUAUCCAUGGAUAUCUGAAUACGGGUACCCAGUCGUGGAUUGCGCCCAUGAAGAAUGCUCUUUUGGCAUUGCCUGAUUCCUUGAAUGUUAUAGUAGUCAAUUGGAAAGAUGGCGCAUUUUCAACUUAUGCUCAGUCUGCAGAUAACACGAAAACGGUCGGUAGAAAAGCGGGAGAUUUGAUCAAAGCGCUGAAAGAGAGUAAAGGGAUGGAUUAUGAUGAUUUUCAUGUGAUUGGUCACAGUCUCGGAGCUCAUGCUGCAGGGUUUACUGGCAAAAGAAUCACAGAUCUCACCGGAAGUAAAAUCGGAAGAAUAACUGGUUUAGAUCCUGCAGGUUAUAAUUUCGCCAUUGCUGACGAAGCAAAUCGAUUAGCCAAGGAAGAUGGUGCUUUUGUAGAUGUUAUGCAUACCAAUACAGUUAAGAAUAACUCUGAAACAGUGUAUAUUCUGAUUUCAGCCUUUGGAACUCCUAUUGGACAUGUAGAUUUUUAUCCAAAUGGUGGUCGAAGUCAACCUGGAUGCUGUAAGUAUGCUUAA
Molecule: messenger RNA, 684 nt
Organism: Lottia gigantea (owl limpet)
Lineage: Eukaryota; Metazoa; Mollusca; Gastropoda; Lottiidae
Exons: 3
Coding region: 1-684 (227 amino acids)
Molecular function (GO): lipase activity
Source: RefSeq, a predicted model, not a curated record